Lontra canadensis (Northern American river otter) is the source of this 1427-nucleotide messenger RNA. RefSeq names its product acylglycerol kinase (gene AGK). Gene Ontology annotation, molecular function: ATP-dependent diacylglycerol kinase activity; ceramide kinase activity; acylglycerol kinase activity. NCBI's taxonomy places the organism in Eukaryota, Metazoa, Chordata, Mammalia, Carnivora, Mustelidae. Bases 122 to 1387 code for a protein of 421 amino acids. The record is from RefSeq and is a predicted model, not a curated record. Gene Ontology annotation, biological process: ceramide biosynthetic process; protein insertion into mitochondrial inner membrane. Gene Ontology annotation, cellular component: mitochondrion; TIM22 mitochondrial import inner membrane insertion complex. The transcript is spliced from 16 exons.
AAUUCAAGCUCUACGGAGGCAGGAACCAUGCGGGGUGUGGUCCAUGAGCGCAUCCCCAGGGCCGUACUCCACACUCGGCAAAGCUGGUUGACGGAAGGAAGAAGCAAAUCCUUAGGAGAAGAUGACCGUGUUCUUUAAAACACUUAGAAAUCAUUGGAAGAAAACAACAGCUGGGAUCUGCCUGCUGACAUGGGGAGGCCAUUGGCUGUAUGGAAAACACUGCGACAACCUGCUACGGAGAGCCGCCUGUCAAGAAGCUCAGGUGUUUGGCAAUCAACUCAUUCCUCCCAACGCACAAGUGAAGAAGGCGACGGUUUUUCUCAAUCCUGCAGCUUGCAGAGGCAAAGCAAGGACUCUAUUUGAAAAAAAUGCUGCCCCGAUUUUACACUUAUCUGGCAUGGAUGUGACUGUUGUUAAGACCGAUUAUGAGGGCCAAGCCAAGAAACUCCUGGAACUGAUGGAAAACACAGAUGUGAUCAUCGUUGCGGGAGGAGAUGGGACAUUGCAGGAGGUUAUUACUGGAGUUCUUCGAAGAGCAGAUGAGGCUUCCUUCAGUAAAAUUCCCAUUGGAUUUAUCCCAUUGGGACAGACCAGUAGUUUGAGUCCUACCCUCUUUGCUGAAAGCGGAAACAGAGUCCAACAUAUUACAGAUGCCACCCUUGCCAUUGUGAAAGGAGAGACUGUUCCACUUGAUGUCUUGCAGAUCAAGGGUGAAAAGGAACAGCCCGUGUUCGCAGUGACUGGCCUUCGAUGGGGAUCCUUCAGAGACGCUGGCGUCAAAGUUAGCAAAUACUGGUAUCUCGGGCCUCUAAAAACCAAAGCCGCUCACUUCUUCAGCACUCUUAAGGAGUGGCCUCAGACACAUCAAGCGUCCAUCUCGUACACGGGACCUACAGUGAGACCUCCCAGUGCAGCAGAAGAGAACCCUCUUCGGCCCUCUUUGUACAGGAGAAUAUUACGUAGGCUCGCGUCCUACUGGGCGCAGCCGCAGGAUGCCCUUUCCCAAGAGGUGAGCCCCAACGUCUGGAAAGAAGUGCAGCUGUCCACCAUCGAACUGUCCAUCACGACGCGGAACAGUCACCUUGACCUGACGAGCCAGGAAGACUUCAUGAACAUCUGCAUUGAGCCCGACACGGUCAGCAAAGGAGACUUCAUAACCAUAGGAAGCAGAAAGGUGCGGGACCCCGGGCUGCGUGCGGCUGGCACCGAGUGUCUCCAGGCCAGCCAGUGCACUCUGCUGCUUCCCGAGGGAACCGGGGGCUCUUUCAGCAUCGACAGCGAGGAGUACGAGGCGAUGCCUGUGGAGGUGAAGCUGCUCCCCAGGAAGCUGCGGUUCUUCUGCGAUCCCAGGAAGCGGGAACAGAUACUGCCCAGCGCGGCCCCGUGAGCCACCAAGGUGGGGAGCCGGCCACCCCCACGCUGCACUU